CUUCCCUAGUACGCAUGCGCAGGGCGCUGGGUUCGUGCUCCCAGCCGGUGGGCUUGGAUUGGGUGAGCCUCUGUGGUCCCGCCCCGGGACCUGGAAGUUCCCACUGGAUGGGGGAGAGCUCCGAGGGCUCCCGGUCUGGACCGCACUUCUUGGUGUCCUCAUCUGUUAAGAUAAGCCCUGUGCCCACCUAGGGGCGGCUGUGAGGAUGGAGGUGACGUGAGUGUGUACAGCACACAGCGGGCACUGCCUUCUACUGCUAGCAGCUCUUUCAAGACAGAGAUUGUCUCAUUAGGCUCAGCAUCUAUCGUGUAAGAGACGCAUAAUAAAUAUGUAUUGAAUGGACCACGGAGAACCUUAAACUGGACACACAGCCUACUUGGUCUUUUUAUGGCAGUUCUCAAAAUUAAUAGUACAACUUCAAGACUGUGAAAUCAGUAAGAGUUCAGUGGAGUAGCUGAUCGUGGGGUGCAUAGUCCUGGCUCCUCAGCCUUUCCCUGUGGACACUGAUGCUGGCGUGAUUUCAUCCCCAACACAAGCACCGGACUCCACACAAAGGAACCGCCUGCCCUUGAUCUGGGAAGAUCAUUCUUUUGUAAAAUCAGAGGUGGAAAAGUUACAGGAAAUCUUUCAGGAAGCCUCUUUUAAGCAACUGUCAAUGCAGAAGCUAUUUACAGGGCCACUUUUUUUUUUUUUUUUAGCUACUGUGAAUCAGACUUUUGCAGCUAAACCAUACUACACUGCAGACUCCAUUUUUAACAUGUUAACACCCAUUUUUCUUACAUAAUUCUUUCAGAAAACGCUGCACAGGUAACUAGCAGAGAGUGCUGUGCUUCUAUGAGGAAGCGGCCCCCAGCAAAGCUGUAACGAUGUCCGACAAGAACCAGGUCGCUGCCAAAGCUGCCCUUAUCGAGCAGCUGAUGUCUAAGAGGAAUUUUGAGGAUCUCGGCAACCACCUCACCGAGCUGGAAACUCUGCGUGUGACCAAGGAGCUUCUCCAGGAAACAGUCGUGGUCCGGGCUGUGUACAGAGUCCUCAAACACUGCCCUACGGCGGCUCUGAAAAAGAAAGCCAAGUGUUUGCUGUCAAAAUGGAAAGCUCUGUAUAAGGACGCUCAGGUCAAGGCCAAGGGCAGCCCUAAGCUCUCCCCUGCGGGCAGACAGAAGGAAGAACAUCAAAGACUUUCUCCCAACCCAAGUCAGGAUGCAGCGCGGGGCAGCUCCAGUUCUCAUUCUCCGCAGCCAUCCCAAGAUGUUGCUGGAGCCCCUGAAAUGAACAUGCCAGAAAAUAGCCCCGGUGCAGGGGAGCCUGAGGCAGCGCAUCUCAGGGCUGGUGACCCUAAAUCCACCGACCAGAGCUCGGGCGAGCUGCGGGAUCCCACGCGGCCCGUGCGAGCCAAGUGCACAGAGCUGCUGUACGAAGCUCUAGCUGCUUUUUCCACCGAGCAGCCUCGAGCCGAUUUGUGGCACCGGUUUGCACAAGAAAUCGAAGAGUGCAUUUUUACCCUUCACGCCAAGAACCUCAAAAAAUAUAAAACUUGUAUCCGAAGCAAAAUUGCCAAUCUCAAGAAUCCCCGCAAUUCUCACUUACGAGAAAACUUGCUCUCCGGGAUCAUGUCUCCAAGGGCAUUUGCCGAAAUGACCGUCAUGGACAUGGCAAGCAAGGAACUGAAGCAGUUGAGAGCCUCCUACACGGAGUCCUGCAUUCAGGAACAUUCCCUUCCCCAGGGGGUGGAGGGCACUCCGACCAAGAAGGUGAGAUGCCGGCGCUGCGAGAAAUUCAAUUGCCAGGUCACCGUAAUCGCCAGAGGGGCCCUCUUCCUUCCAAGCUGGGUGCGGAAUGCAAAGCCGGAUGAAGAGUUGAUGACCUACGUCAUCUGCAAGGAAUGUGGGGAGCAGUGGUACCACAGCAAGUGGGUGUGCUUGUGACGGUAAAUAAAUGUCCUCUUAAUAGCAGGUAA
This is a messenger RNA of Sus scrofa (pig), 1957 nucleotides long. It is a transcript of the gene TCEANC, whose product is annotated as transcription elongation factor A N-terminal and central domain containing. Lineage: Eukaryota; Metazoa; Chordata; Mammalia; Artiodactyla; Suidae. Gene Ontology annotation, biological process: DNA-templated transcription. Gene Ontology annotation, cellular component: nucleus. The record is from RefSeq and is a predicted model, not a curated record.